AUGGUAUCUGUAUCCAACGCCCUAAUUAUCGCGGCUAUUCUGGGCAGCAGUCUUGCGACCGACUCCGCGAGCUGUCCAGAGAAGCGUCCCAAUAUUGUCUUCAUCUUCACAGAUGACCAAGAUCUGCAUCUAAACUCUCUAGAUUUCAUGCCAAGUGUGCAAAGUGAACUCCUACAGAAGGGAACAAACUUCACAAACCAUUUCGCCACGAUUUCAAACUGUUGCCCGAGUCGAGCGUCGCUUCUUCGCGGCCAGCAUGGUCACAAUACCAACAUAACGCAUGUGACGCCUCCUGGCGGAAAUUAUGAGAAAUGGCGUCUCUCAGGCCAAGACAACAACUACCUCCCAAUGUGGCUUAGCGGGGCCGGAUAUCGCACAGAGUAUAUUGGCAAGUUCUUGAACGGUUAUAGUAGAGAACUUUACCAAGACAAUCCUAAAGGCUGGGACUUUGUCGACGCCUUGAUUGAUCCGUGGAUGUACAACUUCAACACGCCCGUCUUCACCCAAAAUGGGGAAACGCCUAUUCUCUACCGAGGCUAUCACCAGACAGACGUGAUCCGGGCCAAAGCGCUUGAAUAUCUGACGGAGAGUCAAGACAAACCAUUUUACCUAACUAUAGCUCCCGUAUCACCUCAUCUUCAGAUCGGCGGAGGUGGACUACCAGUCCCUCUGGCAAGACAUGCAAACGCUCACCCAGGUCUCAAGGCACCAAAAGACAAAAAUUUCAACCCGGCCCAGAAUUAUACCGACGGGAAGCCAUCGUGGCUCAAGCACCUGGACCGCUUGAAUGAAACGCAAAUUGCACGGAUCAAUCUUCACUACCGUCGCCGAAUUCAGGCCCUGAUGGGCGUUGACGAAAUUGUACAUGACGUCGUCGAGUUUCUCGAAACGAAAGGCGUGCUGGACAACACAUAUAUCAUAUUCUCCUCAGACAACGGGUACCACUUGGGCCAACAUCGCGUUGGUGCCGGAAAGACACUGCCCUACUUGGCUGACACGAACGUCCCAUUCAUCGUGCGCGGCCCCAACGUGCCACAUGGGGAAACUUCACGACUACCGGGUACUCAUCUAGAUCUAGCCCCAACGUUGCUAGAUAUUGCCUGUGUCGAUCAGACGGAUCUUCCGGUCUUUCUAGAUGGGCGAAGUCUCCUCGGUGACUGGCAUAGCCCGCAAAACAGCACUGGCUCCGCUCACCAAGACUUAAUCAACAUAGAGUUCUGGGGCCACUCGGUUGUGGAGUUGCCGACCCAGAAGGGCAGCAUGAAUAACAGCUACAAGGCACUGCGCGUUGUAGGCGAGAACUCGGCUUAUUUGUUUACGAGGUGGUGCACUGGCGAGACGGAGCUCUACAACACGUUGGACGACCCCUUUGAGCUCAAUAACCUCGCCUAUGAGCCAAACAAUCCUAGCAAGGACACCAAACGACUGAUAAACCGUCUGAACGCCCUGCUGUUGGUGACCAAGUCCUGCGAACGCGACAACUGCCGAAACCCGUGGACAGUGCUCCAGAGCAGCCUCGAAUCUUAUGACGACUACCCCGAAUCCGGCGAGAUCUUUGCCAGUCUGGAGACGGCCAUGGAUGAAAAAUAUGACUCAUUCUUCAGUAGUUUGCCGAGCGUACAGUUCAAACAGUGUCUCGAAGUUCAGGUGAGAGACAACGAAGAGCCUUUCCUGCCGGAGUCGUCGCGAUCGCUAGGCAAUACCUCCCGCAAGCACAUUGACUACUACAAAUCACCCGCAACGCGUGCGAAGAAGAUGGUCCCCAGAAACAAGAUUAAUCAGGGCACCAAGAGCCAACGGAAUACCACUAUCGAAAAGAUGAUGAAGACGGCCCGCAAUUUAACUCUAGACGAGCUCGGUCCCGGCAAUGGUUCUGGUAACGGAUCUCAAAACGAUGACGAGUCUGGAAGUUAUGAGACUUCGCAGCGGAGUGAACUUAUCAGUACUAUCGCUGGAAUCAUCACUGCACUUUUGCUCCUGGCAUAGUGACUAGUGUAACUUGAAGGGCAUGUACUAAUGAGAGUAGGUUCGCAGUGAAUACGCGGUUUUAUCGUUUUGGACACACGAGCGUGUUGCAUGAGACUCGAUCGCACGACGAGUGACGAAGUGAAGAGAUGAUGAAUGGAUGAUUAGAGGAUCAUAGGGGAUAAGGAUAAGCAUGGGUUGUAUUCCAGCAAGACAGGCGGAAUUUAGUCUUUACUACAACUAUGCCUGCUUCCAAAGUCCCACAUCUACAGCCCUGAUCUGGAGGGCUAAGAGUCGCGAGUUGCUUCGGCAAAGAGCCAACUUAGCGCCCAUGAACCAAAAGUUGAGAUGACCGAUGUUGCGCCACAUAUAGAGAUCUGGUUUCAAUCAUCCAACACCACUGGCAAUGUUGAGUAGCAGCAUCAGUCUCGCGCAUAGUAUGUAUUUCUAUCAUAAGAAGAGAGUUAUUUGUAGAAAAGCACGAC
Ilyonectria robusta is the source of this 2450-nucleotide messenger RNA. RefSeq names its product arylsulfatase. Lineage: Eukaryota; Fungi; Ascomycota; Sordariomycetes; Hypocreales; Nectriaceae. The transcript has 7 exons. Bases 1 to 1986 code for a protein of 661 amino acids. Gene Ontology annotation, molecular function: N-acetylglucosamine-6-sulfatase activity; glycosaminoglycan binding. The record is from RefSeq and is a predicted model, not a curated record.